Xiphias gladius (swordfish) is the source of this 2133-nucleotide messenger RNA. RefSeq lists its product as uncharacterized. NCBI's taxonomy places the organism in Eukaryota, Metazoa, Chordata, Actinopteri, Istiophoriformes, Xiphiidae. The transcript has 5 exons. The record is from RefSeq and is a predicted model, not a curated record. The coding region runs from base 530 to 1261 and encodes 243 amino acids.
UUUUAGGUGUUUCCUCUGUAGCGCAUAUUUGUAUAUUCAGAGUGAUAUGUCUAUUUUGUAAUAUAAAAACAUAAUUUUAAUAUUCCCUUUUACAUUGAUCAGACCUGUAACAUUUCACUUUUGAGCUCAUUCUCCAAAUCAUUACAAUAUCCAAAUCACUUCCUCAAGCUGGUUCUGACCCAGAAACCCAAAGACAGGAACACUGCUGCUCCAUAAUCCUUCAUUCUUACAACUGAGCUUUUCCAAGGGCUCCUAUCUCAUCAAGACAACUGAGGAAUUAUUCACUAAUAUAUCUAAAUUGGUUUUUUGUUGCUGAAGAAAAUUUGGAAAAAGAAUAGUGAAACUUUUUUAUAUCCACUUUUGGUCACAAUCCAAGCAAUGGAUUUUCAUUGAGUGACUAAGAAGACAGAUUUGUUUCUUCUCAGCGCUCUCCGAUAAGAGCUGUUUGCCUGCUGAUGUUGGCUGAUUGACUGUGCAUUGCCAGUUGUCUAUUUCAUGGUGGCCCGACACUUUAGAUUCUUACGGGAGGAUGGAUAAUACCUACAAAUCUAAACAAAACGGAGGACACUCAAAUCUCAGCAGACUUUUGCUGCUGCUGCUUCUGGCAGGGCUUCAGCCAGUACAGUCUUCAGAUGGAGAGCAGCCCGAACUAGAUGAUGAUGAUAAGGAAGGAGUGAAAGUAUCAAUUAUUGGUCUGGACUACGUGACAGUGGGUGUGCCUAGCAGCGUUGAGUGUGAUGCCAACUGCCCUGCGUGUACCUAUUCUAUGUCUUUGGAUGUACAGAGUGCCCAGGGUCAGGGCAAUGUACUAGCCUUCACUGUAAAUAGUUGGGUGGAGUCUUUAACAGUGACAUGUAAUGCCACAAAUGAAGACACAGAGAUGACUGCCACGACAACAAAGCAAUUGCAGGUGUUAGCUGGACCUGCCAACAUUUCCAUCACAGGCCCUGAUUUAAUGAAUCCAACAGUGAGUCACACCUACAGCUGCCAUGCCUACUGUCUGCCAACUUGUACCUACGCCUGGAAAACAAAUAGUGGCCCAUGGAUUAGUGGACAAGGGAACGUGAUUUCUGUCACUACUCAGGAGAUGGAAAAUUCCAAACUUCUCAUCUGCAAAGCCACCAACAGUGUGUCUUGGCUGUUUGUCACUGCUACUCGAAACAUAACUGUAAUAUAUCGGAACCUGUCCAAUCGUGUUGAGGCUUCAAGAGUGCUGCUGUUGGCCUUCAUUAUUCCUGCUGCCUUUAUCCUAUCUAUCUAAUGCAGGUGAGGCUCUUACAGUAGCAUGGGAGAACUAUGAUCCCAGCAAUAUGAUUUGCUUGGGUGCUUUAUUAUUUUAUUGUUAAUUUGUCUGUUUAGUGGAUCCCACCAUAUUAAUUCACUAACAUUUUACUUAUUAAUACUAUCGUAAUUGUUAUUAACUGAAAGUCUAAUUUUUUAUUAUUUUUUUAACCAAAAUUUAGGUGUGGUAGUAGGUACUAACUUGUUGUUCUUACCAUCAUAAAAAUAAUUUCUCUCUUUGUCUCUCUGUGUUAGUCUCUGUCAGAUCUUUAGGUUCUUUGAAUUACUGUGGUUCUGUGAUUUGUGACGAAGAAAGGCAGUUGAAUUGUGGGGAAUUAAUGACUCACACACCGACAAUCUUACUCUGCAUAUUUUUAUUUUACAAUUGUCUCAUAUGUUGACAGUGGGCUUAACCCUGUUUGCACUUUGUAGUAAGUGAAGUGGAAAGUUACUUAAAUAUCAAAGCAUGGAGAAGGGAGUGAACACAUUUUAUGUCAGAAUUAGUUGAUCUGUGAAUUUAUUUGUAAGAUUCUUCUGCACUGAUACAGUUGAAAUGUUGAAAAAUGUAUGUCUGUGCAUAAAUAAAACUGAUAACUUACACAACAAAAGUCAGACACUUUUUCUUUAGUUAUAAUCCUAUGUACAAAACAAUCUGUCUCCUACUUGAAAUUAAAUCUUAAAUAAAUCCAACAUAUCAUUGUAGUUGUUUCCAUACUUGAGAGACAGAGAGGUGUUCUCAGUUAUAUUUCUGCUCAGACUGUUGGGUGGAGCUAUGCUGGAAAUUACGAAAGGUCACUAAACUUAAUGAACCAAUAAAAAUCAUAAAGGUGUAAUUAUUUCCACUCUAAGGAC